Messenger RNA from Thamnophis sirtalis, 1748 nucleotides. RefSeq names its product riboflavin-binding protein-like. Lineage: Eukaryota; Metazoa; Chordata; Lepidosauria; Squamata; Natricidae. Gene Ontology annotation, cellular component: external side of plasma membrane. Gene Ontology annotation, molecular function: riboflavin transmembrane transporter activity; signaling receptor activity; riboflavin binding. The record is from RefSeq and is a predicted model, not a curated record.
AUGUCACGAUUUUCAGUGCUCCUGUUCCUUGCUGUCUUAAUGCCUAGCACUGGAAGGAAACUAAGAUGUCUGAGAGGGGCUGGUCACAAGCCAAGGCCUACCCAAGAGGAACACUUACAGGAAUGUACCUUAUAUGCUAAAUCUGCCUGUUGCUAUGCAGACAUUACAGAAGAUCUGGCUCAAUCACCAGUUGUUAAAAUACGUAAUACCUUCUGGAACAGAUGUGGUAAUCUUAGCCAAGCGUGUGAAACUUAUAUGAAGAAAAUAGAGUGCUUUUAUAGGUGCUCACCAUAUACUGCUCGCUGGGCUCGUUCCAAACAAGCAGCUGCUAUUUCUUCUGUUCCCAUAUGCCAAAGAUUCUGUGAUAACUGGUAUGAAGCUUGUAAAAAUGAUCACACUUGUGUCAGCAACUGGUUGACUGAUUGGGAAAUUGAUGAUAAAGGAGAGAAUCACUGUCAGGAUGACUGCAUCCCAAUCAGUGUGAUGUAUGCCAGUGGAACUGACAUGUGUGAGAAAAUGUGGGGUGAUUCAUUGAAGGUGAAUCACCGCUCCCCCUGCCUCUGCCUCGAGAUGGAUGAAAUGGAUCCCAAGGUAAUCAAGUUCAUUAAGCCUAAAUAUACCAGCAGCAGCAGCAGCAGCAGCAGCAGCAGCAGCAGCAGCAGCAGCAGCAGCAGCAACAUCUAUGAUGAUGAAAGAUUCUGUCGUCUCAGGAUGCAAACGAUAAGAGAGCUGCAGGAAUAUGAUAAAAGCCUGGAAAAUAGUGAGCAUUCCAAUUUCGUGACAUAUGACGAUAUCUGACAAAUAUCCUAUCUGAAAACUACCAGGAAUCAGGCAGUGUCUGUUUCAGCAUAAGUUUUCUCUGACACCAAAGUAAAACUAAAAGUUACAAAAUGGCUGAAGUUCUACUAACAACCAAUCAAUAAAUCAAUAAUGAUCAAACAUCCAAUAUUUCAUCACUGGUCAUUUUAUAUUUGAUGCUAUUACAUACAUCUGUCCAUCAAGUUUCUGGGUGGGUCACCCUCAUCUAUUGAACUCCAGGCAGAGUCAGCCUGCAACUUUCAGAAUUCCCAGCCAGUGUGUUCAUGUGGUGCUGCAUGAGGAAAGUCUAUAUUCCAUAGCUAUCUUUAUCAGCAUACACUUGUGGGAAUUAUUAAUCAGCAUUACAUUUGAUCAGAGUUUGAGGAGGCAAUGGUACCAGAAGACUAAUAUGGUCACUAAAGCUCUAGAUUAAAAAUCUGUAGGUAUAUGGGGACAAAGGAGGAGGAAAUGUGACUUUCAUAUAAAGACAUUAACUUUUCAACUCUGUAAAUUUCUGCUGAACAAAGAUACCUCUACUGACAUGCUGCCAUUAUAGGAGGGCAGCUGCCAUUCUGUUUUAUGUCAGAAAAAGUGCUUUACCAGUAAGGAGGAGGGUCCACAAUGAAAACUAAGAAAAAUACACGGACACACACCACUGUCCCUAUGUAAUUAAACUUAAAAACAAUUAUAAAUAGCAUUAAGGCAUUGGGGCAACAGUAGAGGCUAUUUUUAAACUUAAGUGCUACCCUAGGGACACUUCAAGGAAUGGGCUGCUGCUGAGUAGAAGAGUGCUGGUUUUUUAUCUCAUUAGUUUCUGCUGAAAGGGUCCCAUUCAUUUUUUCCAGAGUGGAAGUAAGCAUCUCUAUCAGAAUUCCUGAAGCCUUAUCUCAUUGUUUCCAAUGGAAGGUGGGCAGUCUGACGAGAUUCUUAUAGGUGACUAACAAUAACGU